Soboliphyme baturini is the source of this 2960-nucleotide messenger RNA. Lineage: Eukaryota; Metazoa; Nematoda; Enoplea; Dioctophymatida; Soboliphymatidae. The record is from the annotation of a GenBank genome assembly.
GAACAAGUGGAAUAUAUUUUCAUUGUGGUAUUUACGAUUGAAUGUCUAAUGAAGGUCAUCGCCAAUGGCUUUCUUUUGCAUUCUGGUGCUUACCUUCGUAAUGGCUGGAAUAUUCUCGAUUUUCUUAUUUACUGCACUUUCAACUCUCAAUAUUCAUGGGUUCGACGUGAAAGCUUUGCGAGCUUUUCGUGUGCUGCGACCGCUUCGACUGGCCUUCAGGUUGUACUGAAUUCCAUUCUACGUGCCAUGGUGCCUUUGUUUCACAUUGCCCUUCUUGUUCUGUUUGUAAUUAUUAUAUAUGCGAUCAUCGGACUGGAACUGUUUUGCGGGAAACUGCAUAAAACGUGCGUCAACGCAAAUUCAGGCGAAAUCGUUGGAGAGCCCGGUCCAUGCGGUGAGAGUCGCACCAGCUACCACUGUGAUCAUGGACAUGACAUCAUAUGCACGGACAACCACACAUGGCCAGGUCCAAACAACGGCAUCACAAAUUUCGACAACUUCGGUUUGGCCAUGCUGACCGUUUUUCAGUGCAUUUCUUUGGAAGGCUGGACGGAUGUUAUGUACUGGGUAAACGACGCAGUUGGAUGUGAAUGGCCGUGGAUCUAUUUUAUUACGCUGGUUAUAUUGGGAUCAUUUUUUGUAUUAAACCUUGUGCUCGGUGUCCUGAGUGGGGAGUUUUCGAAGGAACGGGAAAAAGCACGUGCCCGGGGCCUGUUUCAGAAGUUUCGAGAAAAGCAGCAGCUGGAAGACGAUCUAAAGGGUUACCUCGACUGGAUCACACAGGCGGAAGACAUCGAACCGGUAAAUGAGGAAGAAGAGACGGAAAGUACGACUCGAGAAGGUGCUAACGCUGCGUUUCGAAAAUUAGCAUUGUUCACUCUUCUGUCUCUUUUAGAACCAGUGGAAGGUGAAGCAACGGACGAGGGCUCAAAGGAAGAGUUCCGAACCCAGAGCUGGUGGCUUAAGCGAAUUCGUAGAAUCAAGAAACUGAACAGGCGUUGUCGACGUUUCUGCCGAAAGCUGGUCAAGUCUCAGGCGUUCUAUUGGCUGGUUAUAGUGCUGGUGUUUUUGAACACAAUGGUGUUGACGUCGGAACAUUAUGGGCAACCAGAUUGGCUCGAUAAGUUUCAAGAAAUUGCAAAUCUCUUCUUCGUCAUCCUUUUUACACUGGAGAUGUUCCUGAAGAUCUAUUCCCUUGGCUUCGUCAACUAUUUUGUCGCUCUGUUCAACCGGUUCGACUGUUUCGUAGUGAUUAGUUCGAUUUUGGAAUUUGCGUUAACUUUUGCCGGAUUGAUGAAACCGCUUGGUGUUUCCGUGCUGCGAUCAGCGCGACUUCUGCGAAUCUUCAAAGUUACCAAGUACUGGAAUUCUCUACGCAACCUCGUCGCAUCGUUACUGAACUCGCUACGAUCAAUCGCGUCACUGUUGCUGUUGCUGUUCCUCUUUAUUGUCAUUUUCGCAUUGCUCGGCAUGCAGCUGUUUGGUGGCAAGUUCAAUACGAUUGAUGUCACCAUGGUCAAGCCCAGGGCUAACUUCGAUUCGUUCGUACAAUCCCUUUUGACUGUAUUCCAGUCGGCCGGCAUUAUCGUCUGUAUCUACUUUAUCGUGUUGUUCAUCUGUGGUAACUACAUCUUGUUGAACGUUUUCUUGGCCAUCGCCGUGGACAACCUAGCCGACGCUGAGUCGCUGACUGCCGCAGAAAAGGACGACGAAAACAAGCCUGAAGAUAGCAACCUGCAAGAGGUUAUAUACGCAGACGGAAACGAUACGAAUCAAGCAGAUCAGUACAGCGGAUAUAUCGAACACGCAGAGUGCCAACUGACCGCUCGACCGCAUCGUAUUUCCGAAAUAAACAUUCCAAAGAAAGUUAAAGCAAUUCCAAAUGCGUCUUCGCUGUUCAUAUUUUCUGCGACGAACCCGUUGCGGGUCUAUUGUAAUAGGUUCAUCAAUCAUUCCUACUUUACAAACGCUGUACUUAUCUGCAUCUUAGUUUCCAGCGCCAUGCUUGCUGCCGAGGACCCAUUGCAAGCUAGCUCUUUUCGUAACGAGGUACUUAACUAUUUCGACUACUUUUUCACGACAGUUUUCACAAUCGAAAUUUCGCUGAAAGUUUUGGUUUACGGGUUAGUUUUACACAAAGGAUCGUUUUGUCGCAAUGCGUUCAACCUCUUGGACAUGCUUGUGGUUGGUGUGUCGCUGACAUCUUUUGGCUUAAAAAGUGGUGCCAUAAGCGUUGUUAAAAUUCUUCGAGUACUCAGGGUGUUGCGACCGCUAAGAGCGAUCAAUCGCGCAAAAGGAUUGAAGCACGUCGUACAGUGCGUCAUCGUUGCCGUCAAAACCAUCGGCAACAUAAUGCUGGUGACAUUCAUGCUGCAAUUCAUGUUCGCGAUCAUCGGGGUCCAGUUGUUCAAGGGCACAUUCUUCCGUUGCAAUGAUCCAUCAAAAAUGACCAUGAAGGAGUGCAGAGGAAGCUACAUCAACUACGAAGGCGGGGAUAUCAACAACCCGCAGGUCCGAAACCGAGAGUGGCAGAACAACGACUUCAAUUUCGACAACGUUCAGCACGCGAUGGUGGCACUUUUCGUCGUUUCCACGUUCGAAGGAUGGCCUGACCUUCUGUAUGUGGCAGUUGAUUCGCGUGAGGAAGACUACGGACCGGAGUACAACGCGCGCAUUACGGUCGCUGUAUUCUUCAUCGCCUUCAUCGUUGUCAUCGCUUUUUUCAUGAUGAACAUCUUCGUCGGUUUCGUCAUCGUAACGUUCCAGAACGAAGGUGAACGAGAAAAAUGCAUAGAAUUUGCUCUUACGGCCAAGCCACAGCGCCGCUAUAUACCAAAAAACCGCUUUCAAUACCGCAUCUGGUGGUUCGUAACGUCGCAGCCGUUCGAAUACGGCAUCUUCGUCAUCAUCAUGUUGAAUACAUUGAUUCUUGGGAUGAAGGUAAGUGCGUCAGAUUAGAC